Messenger RNA from Penicillium antarcticum, 1800 nucleotides. RefSeq names its product Zn(II)2Cys6 transcription factor. Gene Ontology annotation, cellular component: nucleus. The record is from RefSeq and is a predicted model, not a curated record. NCBI's taxonomy places the organism in Eukaryota, Fungi, Ascomycota, Eurotiomycetes, Eurotiales, Aspergillaceae. Gene Ontology annotation, biological process: positive regulation of transcription by RNA polymerase II. Gene Ontology annotation, molecular function: zinc ion binding; DNA-binding transcription factor activity, RNA polymerase II-specific; transcription cis-regulatory region binding. The transcript has a single exon. Bases 1 to 1800 code for a protein of 599 amino acids.
AUGCCUCCUAAUGCGAGAACUCCCAAGCCACGCACCAAGACGUUCACUGGCUGUUGGACUUGUCGGGAUCGUCGAGUGAAGUGCGACGACGAACACCCACAUUGCCGGCGCUGUCAGCGUAGCGGGCUCCAGUGCGGAGGCUACGGCCUGCGGCUAGGAUGGUCCCCAACUCCUGGGGGCCGCUCCCAUCGGCGGCAAUUAUGGCCUUUGACCCAUGGUGGUAGUAGUGGCAUGUCGCCUGCUGCUGUGACAGACCUUUUAAAUGAUUUGGAUGGCUGCUCGGGCAACGGCCGUGGCCAGCAGCGAGGGCCUUUCUCGGUGUUCUCCGUCUCGGAAGUAUGCGAUGCCUCAUCGCAUUCACCAAUACGGAGAGAAACUGACCAGCCAAUUCCAGCCUUGAAUGCGAUUGCUUCCUCAAGCGAUGGAGACAGUGACUUGCCUUCUCCAGGCCCAACAUGUAAUUCUUCAGACACAACGAUAUCCGUUACAUUCGAGAGAGAACUACCAAACGUUUCAACAGAGCCGAUGUCUCAAGGCGGAAAUGACUCUAUCAUUUCGGUCGACUUCCUGGUUAAUCAGCACAACUCUAGCGGUCUCGUGCUGAUUUCAAAUAGUUGGAAUAAGGCAGCGUCAAAUACCAGUGUGAAUGCUGUCGCCCCCAUGCAGAAAUCUUUGAAUCCGUUGGCCCUACCAAGACCAGAGACAGAAUUACUUCACCACUGGGUUGUAUUUCUUAGCGGCAACAUGUUGCUCAUCGAUAACCCGGACAAUCCUUGCCGAGCAGUGUUCAUGCCCAUGGCCCUGAAAGGUCUGGAUGUCUCUCCGGCGGACUCCAAUAUCCACCUUUCCAUCUUUCAUGCCAUUUGCGCCUCCUCUGCAUUUAGUCUCUAUCAUAUUCGCCACGACCAGCGAUAUCACUCCCUCGCUAUGCAUCAUGACCAGCUGGCUCUGCGUCACCUGCGUGGAAAUCUGCAACAGGCACAGCACAUAGAUGAGACUACAUUAGCUGCUGUCCUCACCUGUAUCACAUCUGAAGCGAUGUCUGGAAGACGGAGCAGAUGGAGGACACAUGUUGCUGGAUGUCUUGGUCUAUUGGAAAAUGAAUUACAUCGAGAUUGGAUACGGAGUCCAGUUGCUUCGCGAUUGCUUCAAAGCUAUCUAUCCCUUUCGUCCUUAUGCAGCCUUCCUGUGUCUGAGAGGCUGAUGUCUCUGCUCGAUGGUCCUUCGGAAUUUAGACACAAUCUCGAGCGAUCGCAUGGAGUUACCACGCAACUGGUUCAAUUGCUGGCACAAAUCACGUCCCUUGUUGAAUCCAAGAUUGAAAUCUCUCCUGAAGAGCUAGAUCGACUUGAGAUGCAACUGUACCUUGAUUUCCCAUCUUUAUCUAACCCAAACGCUCCCGAAUCAAGGAUCAUCCAGCAUGCGUUGAACUCAUUUUAUUACGCUACCAUUGUUUACUUCCGCCGCACAUUGCGACGCGCACCACUCUGCGACGUUCAAGAUUUGAUCGAGAAAGCAGUCCAAGAUCUUGAAGCCGUAGAUGCACUCACGCGCGGCAACGGCGGCUGUUCCUACAACUGGGGCAGUUUUGUGGUCGCAGCUGACUGCGAGCGACCUGAUCUACAGGAUCGCAUGCUGGCCUUUUUUGACCGUAAAAGUCGACACGGUAUUCAGAAUAUCAAUUCACUAUGUGAGAUUAUUCAAGCGCUGUGGAAUCGACGUGCAACGGCUGGUCCGCACGUUGAUAUCCACUGGCAAGAGCUUGCAAAGGAGGCUGACUAUGAUAUUAUGCUUGUCUAG